AUGUUUUUCACCGACGCACACCUUCUAACAUGUCUCGCCGUCGGCGUCCUUGUCGCCGUUGCGUACGUCCUCAGAGAUCUUAUCGUCCUCCUUGCAACGCAGUACCUUUCCCCCCUCAGAGCACUGCGCUCUCCACCUUCGCCAUCUUUCUUGUUUGGAAAUCUUCGCGAAAUGUACCAGCAAGAAAACACUGGCCUCCUGUUUGAUUGGGAGGACGCCUACGGCCACACAUACGCCUAUAGGGGAUUCCUUGGCGGUUACCGUCUCAUCACAACUGAUCUUACAGCUAUAGCACAUAUCCUGGCCCACCCAGAGCGUUUUCAGAAGCCGGAUUUCGUCAGGGAAAACCUGGCAGCUAUGGGUGCUGGUUCCGAAAGUGUUCUCACCACGGAGGGCAAUGUCCACGCCAGGCAGGCACCUGCGUUUACAGCAGCACAUAUCAGGAUGCUCCACCCCAUUUUUUGGGACAAGGCUGCGGAGCUACUUGAACGAUGGAAACAUCUCGCCAACGACCGGAGGGAACUAUGUCCAUCGAUAGAUGUCCUCCCUUGGUUGUCCAAAGCUACGCUCGAUGUUAUCGGGCUCGCUGGAUUUGGUUAUCAAUUUAACGCACUGGCCGGCGAGAAUGAUGAGCUCGCCGACGCGUACCAUCUAAUAUUUUCUACUGCGAGGAAACUUGCGCUGCGCACUAUCCUUGAAACGUGGAUACCAGUUGUUGCGCAAAUUCAGGAGCAGCGCCCGCAGUCUGAAGCGAUGAAUUGGGCGCGUGCCCACCUUACUCGUAUCGGCCUCAAGCUGAUUGAGGAGCGCAAAUCGAUGAUGGCUGCCGAGAUGGGCAAGGAUGGACCAUACCAGAACAUACCGGAAUACCUCAGACAGACUCGGCUCCAGGACUUGCUUAGCGUUCUUGUGCAAUCCAAUAUGGCUUCGUUUACUUCGCAACGCAUGACAACACCAGAGGUUCUCUGUCAGAUCUCGACGUUCCUUAUUGCAGGUUAUGAAACAACGGCUUCGGCGCUCACGUGGUGCCUUUAUGCCUUGGCACAUAAUCCUAUAGCGCAGCAUCGCCUGCGCGCUGCACUCUGGACAAUUCCAAGAGACUCUCCCACCCUCGAUGAGGAUGUUGCGAAACUCGAGCAGCUCGACUGGGUCGUACGUGAAGCUCUCAGGCUCCAUGCACCUGUGACUUGGACUAUGAGAGUAGCGAUGGAGGUGGAUAAUGUGCCCGUUAAUGACCCAUUCACAGAUCGGUGGGGUGCGGUGCGCAAUAGCGUGAGGGUGAAUCAAGGGGAUAUCAUAACAGUCCCAAUUCAGGCGAUCAAUAAGAGUAAAAAGAUCUGGGGAGAGGACGCUCAGUCGUUUAGGCCGGAUAGAUGGCGGAAUCCCCCGGAGAGUAUCAAGAACGGGCUCUGGUCAAACAUGUUAACCUUCCUGGGCGGCAGUCGUGGGUGUAUCGGGUAUCGGUUUGCCCUUGCAGAGUAA
Molecule: messenger RNA, 1482 nt
Organism: Pisolithus orientalis
Lineage: Eukaryota; Fungi; Basidiomycota; Agaricomycetes; Boletales; Pisolithaceae
Product: cytochrome P450
Exons: 7
Coding region: 1-1482 (493 amino acids)
Molecular function (GO): heme binding; iron ion binding; oxidoreductase activity, acting on paired donors, with incorporation or reduction of molecular oxygen
Source: RefSeq, a predicted model, not a curated record